UGUGUGUGUGUGUAUUCUCUUUACAUAUUAAUUACUGUACGUAUAACCUCAUUUGAAAUAAUUAGUAUAUUUACUGCUUGGAAAUGUCAGACUACUACUGUGUUGAAUUUUUUAGUGAAGUGCUAUGUAAUGAAAUCUAACAAGAGCGAUGUAAUUGAUACGCUGCAAAGAGAACGCGAUCUAACGGACAGGCUGGACAGAUUCCGCAGGCGAGCUAGAUGUCAUUGUGGAAAAGACGUACAGUUUUGUGAAUUCGGCUGUGAUCCUACUGAUUGCUGUAUUGUCGAUAGUCUUAAUGAAGCUAAAUGUUUUCCCGGUGAUGUUCGUCUUCUACUGGACAACGGCAACUACAUGGAAAUGAGGGAUCUUAGGUCAGGGCAUCGAAUUCUAACAGGUCUGUACGUUCCAGUGACGGACGCAGGGACUCUAGUGGUGGACGGAAUGUUUGUGUCGUGUUAUUCUUUCAUACAACACGACCUCGCUCACCUCUCCACGGUCCUCUACCGUUCGUUUCCAUGGAUACUGGAACCAUGGCAGCAAGAUGGUUUUAGUCCAUUUCUGUCAAGUCUGCAGUAUUUGGGAACUGUAAUUCUACCCAAAAGUGUCCUUAGACUAGGCUAAAUGUUUGGUUCCACCCAAGGCCGGAUCGAAGGACAAACAUAAAUGUAAACACACACAGGUUAUGUUAUAAAAGGUAUAACUUCAUGUAUCUUUUAAAUAUUUAUAUUUGAAACUCUUAAGAUUGUAAUCGAUUUUGGGUUGAGCACUGCAAGUAACCUUGCACAGUAUAUCAAACACGCUACUAUUUAUUUCCUUGAAAAUAUGUAGACAAGUUUUGUACAAACAUUGUAUUGUCCUUAUAUUCCACGAAAUGCCUUGUUCAGCGGAAUGUGCGUAUGUGGUAAACGUGAAGUGAAUACGUGUGUAAAGUGUAUUUAAAAAAACAACCAUUAUCGUAGCA
Molecule: messenger RNA, 961 nt
Organism: Gigantopelta aegis
Lineage: Eukaryota; Metazoa; Mollusca; Gastropoda; Neomphalida; Peltospiridae
Exons: 4
Coding region: 130-621 (163 amino acids)
Biological process (GO): protein autoprocessing
Source: RefSeq, a predicted model, not a curated record